AUGCGCGUCCACGCCGCCCCACGGGCGCCCGCAUGCUCCCCAGCGGCAGACACGUAUUGCGGCUUCCUGUCCCUCCCCACCGAGCUGCGUUGUCACAUCUACGACUGUCUCCUCGCCGAGCCGCACGCCAUCACCGUUUCUGCCGGCUACACGACCCUCUUCGGCCACCGCCUACGCGACAAAGCGCGCAAAGUCGACGUGCCUGGCCUCCCCCUGGAUUUCGCGCCCCUCGUGCGCAGCAGCCACGAUGCUGCACUCCUCUCCGUCGCCACACCGCCUGAAGUUGCGCUCGACCAGCAAGACGGGUGGAGUGGCGGCAGCCCGCAGCUGCACUUGCCCGGCCCACUCGCCUUGCUGCGCACGUGUCGCAUGCUCAACGACGAGCUCAGGGACUACAUGCGCGGCCGCAAAGCGCGCAACGCUGCCCGCAAAGCCGCGCGCACAAACGACACGCCGCCCACGGCCUCACACGACACAGAGGGCCUGUCGCUCUACCUAUCCUACCCUUACGGCGUCCUGGUGCUGAACCACCUCUACCCGUCUCUCCUCCAGCACGCGCGCCGCGUCUACCUCUCUGGCCACUACACGAGCGCCAAAGAGGCCCAUCUGCCGCUCAAUGCCUCCCUCGACUCCAACACCGACCUAAGCCUUACACCACAAUCCUCCUUCGCAGCGCGCACCCCAGUACGUUCCAUGUGCCGCGCCACCGCAAACCCCGCGCCCCGCCUCCGUUCCACUCGAACACGCCUGCGCCUUGAUCCCCCACUGCAGCAAGCCACGCCGCCGAGCAAACCACCGACAGCAUUCCCUGCUGUUGACAAAUCCACUUCCUCGACGGCCCUGGCAGCCCUUGCAGACACGCUCCGCGUCCUCUUCCCCCCCACGCCCGCUCCCACCGCCUGCAGACCGCCACAGCUCGUCUCUCUGCACGCGCGCAUUCUCUACCCCGGCGCAGACUCGUACUCCAGCGUCUGGAGCGACGAAAGCAGCCCAGUCAGCCAUCUGCUGCGAGGCAUCUGUGGAGGCAAGAUUGACAUGCAGGUCAAGCGCGGGAGUCUUGGAUGUGGAGUCAGUGUCGGCGUUGUACCGCAGCCGAAGAAGCGGGUAGUCAGUACAAGCUGGGAGAAUUGGAGGGUUGUCGAGCAGGCAACUGUCGCGCCCAACGGGAGGAGGAUGACCGCGAGAGGCAGAGAAGUACGGACCGAGGACCUUGAUCAGUUCUUGACAGGCGUCUAA
Molecule: messenger RNA, 1236 nt
Organism: Ascochyta rabiei
Lineage: Eukaryota; Fungi; Ascomycota; Dothideomycetes; Pleosporales; Didymellaceae
Exons: 1
Coding region: 1-1236 (411 amino acids)
Source: RefSeq, a predicted model, not a curated record